This is a messenger RNA of Bipolaris sorokiniana ND90Pr, 4678 nucleotides long. RefSeq lists its product as uncharacterized. The record is from RefSeq and is a predicted model, not a curated record. Gene Ontology annotation, molecular function: ABC-type transporter activity; ATP binding; ATP hydrolysis activity. Gene Ontology annotation, cellular component: membrane. The transcript has 6 exons. Gene Ontology annotation, biological process: transmembrane transport. NCBI's taxonomy places the organism in Eukaryota, Fungi, Ascomycota, Dothideomycetes, Pleosporales, Pleosporaceae. Bases 417 to 4403 code for a protein of 1328 amino acids.
AGGUGAUCCGUCAACGCUGACAGACAAUGCUGGCCUUCUCGGUUAGUUAGGGAGACGUUUGGAGGCGAGACGUUGUGGUGGUUAGCGCUAUUUAGCUAUAACGCGUGUCGUUGCACGCAGUGUUGACCUUUCACGAAUCAAGGUAUUCUUAUCAGUAAACAUCUGCUUUGGUUUUGUUCAUCUGCUGUUGCCUAAUUGUAGCAUACAAGUCUGCGUACGUUGCGAAACUUCGAUAGCACUGCUUAUCCUUGAUGUAAACAGAGCAGCGACAUUGUUUAUACGAUAGGGUGUGAAAGUCCAGCACGUGCCAACUUUCAUCACCUGUUACUUGAGUGGCUGUGUUCUCAAUACCAGAAACUACUGCAAUCCGUUGUCACCUUCUCUCGCUUUCAUUUGCACUCCUCAAACGCCCAACUAUGGACGUUACUACCAACGGCCCAUCGGCACCUCGGCCUGCAGUAAGUGCUGAGGCAGAGAACGCUGCGCUGGCAACUCAAGUCCUCGAAAUAGGAGCACAGAGAAAAGAUGAGGCCGUUGAAACUAAUGCGCACAAUGACGAUGUCUCUGUGGAGCCAAAGAAGGCACCCCAGGCUAACAUCAGGAACUACUUCCGAGUGUUUUCUUUUGGAACUGCAUUUGACUUUGCGCUUAUUUCGUUGUGCUGCGUUACUUCAAUAGGCUCAGGAGUUGCUUUCCCGCUGAUGAACGUCGUUUUUGGCCAAUUGGUGGGCUCGUUUACAAACUAUUUUAUUCCAGGCACAACAGUGACAUCUCGACAGUUCCAAGCAGAAGUCAACGAACUCACAAUUUAUCUGGUGUACCUGUUUAUCGCCAAGUUCUUCCUAUCAUACAUCUCAAUGCUCACGAUUCGAAUCAGCGGUCUCCGAAUAUCUUCUGCAUUGCGACUAGCAUACUUGCGAGCUUUGUUUGCGCAGCCAGUCAGCGUUAUCGAUACCAUCAGCCCUGGAAAAGUGUCAACACGUAUCACGACCUCAUCCAACACGAUUCAGCUCGCCAUUUCACAGCACUUUGCUACGCUGUUCCAAUCGCUCGCUUUCGUCAUCGGAGCCUAUGUCGUGGCAUUCAUCAAGAGUCCACUGCUUACGCUGGUUGCUUCUGCUUCGUUUCCAUUCAUCUUGCUGGUCUACGGUGCCCUAGUCCCACCAUUCAUGCGAAUACACAAGAUCACUGAGAAUCACCAUGAUGAUGCCUCCGCCAUGGCAUUUGAGGUAUUCUCGUCUAUCCGCAUCGUUGUUGCGUUCGGUGCAGAGGCGAAGUUGUUAAGACAGCAUGAGGACAUGCUGGAUAAGGCUGCCAAGAAUGAACGAAGGGCAGUGCCUCUGAUGGGUCUUAUGAUGUCGCCUAUGAUGGUUGGACAGUAUGGCACUUUUGCUAUUGCUUUCUGGUUUGGUAUCAAGCGAUAUUCUGAAGGCAAAGAAGACAGCGUCGGGACUAUUACCAUAGUUCUAUUUUCUGUCAUGAUGGCAGUGAUGAACUUUGGCAGGGUCGUCUCUCCAAUGAUUGCCAUCGCAAAGGCUUCGUCUGCUGCUGCCGAACUGUUCGCCACCAUUGACGCACCAGUUCCCAAUACUUCUGGACUGAAAGAGCCAGAUAUUGCUGCUGAUUCCAACAUCACAUUCCAUAAUGUAGAGUUUUCCUAUCCCAGCCGACCGGACGUUCCGAUUCUCAAGGGCCUUGAUCUCGUAUUCGAAGCUGGCAAAGUCACCGCUAUUGUUGGUCCAUCUGGAAGUGGAAAGUCUACUAUUGUCAGUUUGGUGCAGCGCUGGUACGAUCUUAGCGGUAUGAAAAUCUUAGCAGCGCCUAAACCCCAAAUAUUCACUUCGGCAUCUGACACCGAAGCAAGUCAUGAGAGGAAUGUCAGAAGUAAUAAGAGCGAGGAAGAGGAACCUGAGUUAGGACCAAAUACAUGCACGGGAAAUAUAAAGAUUGGCAACACUGAUCUAAGCCAAGUCGAUCUCAAGUGGUGGCGAUCUCAAAUCGGUAUCGUCCAACAAGAGCCCUUCCUCUUCAAUGACACUAUCUAUAACAAUGUCGCGUUCGGUCUGAGCGGCACAAGCUAUGAAGACUUGCCUAAAGGAGAAAAGAUGAGAAUGGUGGAGGAGGCAUGUCGGGAAGCCUACGCCGAAGAAUUCAUCACAAAGCUACCCGAAGGAUACAAUACUUUGGUAGGAGAAAGUGGCAUCAAAUUAUCAGGCGGGCAACGACAGCGCAUUUCCAUCGCAAGGAGCAUCAUUAAACAGCCACCUGUGUUGAUCCUGGACGAAGCAACAAGCGCCAUCGACGUCAGGACUGAGCUUAUUGUUCAGCAAGCACUCAGUCGCGCCUCUAAAGACAGGACAACUAUUAUCAUUGCCCAUCGCCUUUCUACCAUCAGGAGAGCGGAUAAGAUUAUUGUCUUGCGACAAGGAAGACUCAUAGAGCAAGGCACACACGAAGAACUGUUGAAGGUUGAUGCAGGCGUCUACUACGGCCUUGUCCUCGCACAAGAUAUUACUAUGAAAGCCGAGCAUGGUGACAACGACAUGGUACUGAAAAAUAUCAAGAGUGCUCCUACCGAAGUUAUGGAGGAGCUCACAGUGGACAGUCAUUAUGCCGAAACAAUGAAAUCAGAGUAUAAGCGGCAGGGUCUUCUUCGUAGCUUUGGCCGGCUGAUUUAUGAGCAACGUCAGCACUCGAUCCUCUACACUCUCGCUAUCGUGGGCAUUUUAGCAAGUGGCGCCGUCUACCCACUUCAAGCUUGGAUCUUCGCCAGCGUUAUCAAUGUCUUCACACUCCCAAUGACAGAACUUGUCAGCAAAGGUAACUUCUGGGCAGGCAUGUUUGGUGUACUGGCAGCGAGUACUUUCUUAUCUUACUUCUGCAUGGGAGCGGCAUGCCAACUUAUUUCGAUUACAGUCACGCUCAAGUACAGACAAGAGUAUUUGAACAAUCUUAUCCGGAAACGCAUUGCCUUCUUCGAUGACCAAGGCCAUAGUCCAGGGUCGCUCACAGCAAGCUUAAGUUCAGAUACUACACAGAUUCAGCAGUUAAUGGCGACAGAAAUGUCACUGGCACUCAUUGCUCUUGUCAAUCUCGUGGGCUGCAUCAUCAUCUCAUUCGUCUACGGCUGGAAACUUUCGCUCGUUGGUCUCUUUGCAGCUCUCCCGCUCGUUCUAGCUGCCGGCUACCUUCGCGUGCGUUUGGAGAUGGAGUUUGAAAAAGCUAAUGCCAAAGUGUUCGAAAACAGCAGCCAGUUCGCUGCCGAAGCUGUUGGCGCUUUUCGCACUGUACUCAGUCUUAUUAUGGAAGACAUGGUUGGAAAUCAGUAUCGGGCACUGCUCGACGACCAUGUUACAAAGGCUUUCUCACACGUAAAAUACAGUACUAUCGUCUUUGCAGCAAGUGAGAGUGUCGAGCUGGGUGUCAUGGCCCUCACCUUUUGGUAUGGUGGCACAUUGCUUGCAUCCCGCGAGUACGAUAACGUCGAUUUCUUCAUCAUCUACCAAGCUAUUGUACAAGGCGCCAUUGCGGCAGGCAUGUUCUUCUCCUAUGCUCCCAAUAUGGCUCAGGCGACUGCUUCUGCCAACCGCAUCAUUAGUAUGCGUCCGUCAAGUACCUUAAGUUCGGCCCGUUACCAGCCGUUGCACCAAACGUCUGAAGGCGGGAGUAUUGAGUUCCAGAACGUAAGUUUCACUUACAAGUCUCGAGAAGUGCCCGUGUUGUCGAACCUCAACCUGCAAGUCGCACCAGGCCAAUUCGCCGCUCUCGUAGGUGCAUCUGGGUGCGGCAAGUCAACUACAAUCUCCCUACUGGAGCGCUUCUACGACGCAUCAAAUGGGCGUAUUCUGUUCAAUGGACAAGACAUCACGUCUCUCGACCCAUCAGAGUACCGGAAGCAGAUCGGCCUGGUCAGCCAGGAUCCUACUCUUUACCAAGGUACAAUCCGUGAAAACAUUGCCCUAUCCGUCGACGCAGCAAGCGACGAGAAUAUCGAAAAAGCAUGCCGCGACGCUCAGAUCCACGAAUUCAUCAUCUCUCUUCCUAACGGAUACAAUCAGCGUCUGGGUCCAAAAGGCAUAUCGUUAUCCGGCGGGCAAAAACAACGUCUUUCGCUCGCCCGUGCUCUACUACGCAAGCCCAAACUUCUUCUCCUCGAUGAAGCCACAUCCUCGCUAGAUUCUGAGUCUGAAAAGUUGGUCCAGGAAGCUAUCGAGCGCACCGCCGUAGAAGGCAGCAAAACGGUCAUUGCUGUGGCGCAUCGCCUUGCUACGAUUCAAAAGGCAGAUGUCAUCUUUGUGUUGGGGAGUGGCAAGGUGCUUGAGAGAGGCGAUCAUGAGAGUUUGUUGAAGAAGAGGGGAGUUUAUUGGCAGAUGUGCCAAGCUCAGGCGUUGGAUGGUUGUUAGUACUUGUUGAGUUUUGCAAAGUUAUAUAACUACAGCGAAGGCAAUACUACUUACUAGUUACAUGGCGCUGACGCGUUAGAGUUUUUUUUUGCUCAACUUGAUUUUCUUACGCAGUGUGGUGUAUGACGAUGGAAGCCGUUGUGGUUGUGAUAAUAGUAAACAAAACAUCGGAGCUCUUUAAUGUGAUUAUAAGCAAAAAUGGUGUUCAGGCCGGAAAUGGCGGCGAUCAGAGCACAAAUCCAAAACACUACUUACUCGGUUUUAACGAUUCCUGU